AUGGCGACGUCCACGAAAUCAAAGCGAGAAAACUCUACAAACAGCGAGGAACUAUUCGAAUUCGUUGAUUACACAUCAGCUUCUAAUUUUGAACGCUUGGCAAACGCUGUAGAAGAGAUCCUGUCACUAUGGGGAUUCAAGUACUCCGACCAUGGCAUCACUUCAGACAGUAUCCCUGAAACAGCGCCUUCAAUAGACACAGCGUUCCGAAAAGAAUCCAUGUCAAUAGAGGAUACCACUUAUAACCUCAUGUACCACUGUGACCCAAAACUUAUACAGGAGCACCACGAUCCAAUCAAUGCACCGUUUGUAGCGGAGGCUUUGACGAGCGCUGUAACUGACCACGGAGAUAAAGAAACCAACUUUCACGCAUUACAUCGAUGGACUGGCAUAGCACGACUAUUAGUGUUAGAGGUCACAAGUGACUCAUUGCGAUCACGAUUGUUCGCAAGUGGCAAAGCGACAGUGGAUAUCAGUCAAGCCAAAUUACUAUUGUCGGCAUGUCGAAUCGCAAUCCAUAACACUGCCUGUAAAAUACCGAUAUUCAUACGUUGUGGACCCGCACGUUAUGGCCUUUUCAUUGGAUAUAGUCUGUCAAAAGACCAGGAUCAAGAUAUCACGGAGUCAAAUUUCAAUACCAUGGUUGUACCAUCGUUGCCCUCAACCUGGUCAGACCUGAAUAUAGUUCGGCGAGUUCUCCGGAAAAAACUGGAAAUCGAUGAAUAUGAUGGUGAUCUGGACAUUCACGCUACGGCAGCUUUUACAUACAGCCUUAAAAACUGGUUUGACGAAGACUGGAAGUCAUGGAACGAUGGAGGUGAUGAAUCUGAGGACGACAGCACCAAUGUUAGCAAUAGUAAUGAUCUUUUGGAGCGAAACUUCGAUGAAGUUUCCACAAAGAAGAAAGCAAAGCCUGCAUCUUCACUUCCCCAUCUGGAUUUUGGAUCAUACAAUGAUCCUCUUAGAUCGUUGAACCUCACAGCUAUCUUUCCAAUGACAAACCUCAACACAUUCCUGGAAAAUCAGUUUAGCUCUGAUAUGGAUGCAAUCGUUUCACCAAUCUGGAGAGUAGCAACUGAAUUCGCUCCUGAUGCACAGCAACGUGCAGUACUAUCAUCUUCAAUCGACGAUGCUAUCGCUUCAUGGAUAAAAGAUCCUGCCAAUAAAGACUAUCUUGCGCCAUAUGACGACAGUAAUAUAAACAACGAAGACAGUAGUACCCAACGAAGCCGGCUUUCAAGAGAUCCUAAACGCUUACGCAAUCUGUUACAGUCUGGUCGAUCUUCCGCCGAUGUUGCAAUGCCAGGUGGCCUAGGAGGAGCAAAAGACAAUGGUGGAGCGGCAAAUGUUACAUUUGUAGCAUCGGAUGAGGUAGAGACUGUAUUACAUGCUCUGUUUGAAGCAAAUCUCGAAGCCGAACACUCAAAUCGACACUAUUAUGGAGAAACAUUUGACAAUCUUUCCUCCUGUGAUACCUCCUUGCCAACUGUUCGUUCUCUUGGAUUCCAUGUCAAGGACGACCAAUUGGUUCCUUACAAAUCCUUUUUGUGGAAUUUACUCGUCCUAGCGCUAAAUGCUACUACCUCUAGCAAUAAGACGGCAAACACGUCUUUUAUCAGUUUUCUCAAAAUACUAUGGUCUGAAGUUAUGCGACAAAUCCGAUGGUAUUGGGAGCAUAAUGUAUUAAUACCAAAUGUAAAUGUACGCUCUAAUUUGAUUGCCGAUGACACCGAGGACUUGAGUGACAGCAUUCACACCGUCACGCCAAACGUUGCGCAAGAGACCAUGGCUAUAGAUUUGCGGUUUAAUAUGCUACAUCAAAAACUGGCAAUGAUCAAUUGCUGCAUUCGAAGGCAGCAGCAAAUUCAGAAACAAAAAGGCCAAAAUACUCCAUCUUUGUCAACAGUUUCCAGCCCGUUGAUAAAGAAGAAAACAUACCACAAUUUGUUUGAUGAAGUGAGACCACAAUCAUCAGAGGAACCAAACAAAGGAGAGUCUGGUUUUAACCGCUUUCUAGAGCGACUUGUGGAAGGGGAUGACCAGCCUGGAAUGUUCUCUCAAGUUGACCAUCAAGCAUCUACUCUGGUUCCAGAAGAUGCUAGCUGGGAUGAGACUAUGGAUAUUGAGGAAGAAGAUGAUGAAUACUUUGACUCCAUCGAAGACGUCGCACCAUCCAACACCGCAAAGCUAGCAGGACAGUCUAGCCGCAUGGAUGAAUCAUUUGUCCAGCUUGAUAAGACUUCCAGCUCUGAAGGUGCCACGAAGUCCGAUUCGGAAGUUACGGAGGAUGGUGAACGAAUCCCGCAAGGCAGAAAAAGCAUUCUUAAAGAUAUCAUGCUUUGUAAUGAAGAAGAACCUCUGUGGAUACCUGAAACUCAAGAUAUCGGUUUUAUGACAGAAGAUAUGGUCAAGCAGCAAGCUGAAGUGUUUGAGAGCCUGGGCACAUCUGACGAUGCUGCUAAAAUCCGAGCUCAGCUUCAGUCGGCUCAUCUGCUAUCCGAUAUGCAAGCAUUCAAGGCUGCCAACCCCACAGCAGUAUUCAAUGACUUUGUACGUUGGCACUCACCCAAAGACUGGGUUACUGAAGGUACUGACGAUGGCAAGCCCCAGCUCAGCGCCAGAAUGGCAGAGGCUGGUAAUCUAUGGUUGGAACUCUGGCAGGAAGCCAAGCCUAUACCAAUUACUAAACAAAAACCGUUAUUUAACAUCACCAUGGAAGGUGAAAAGGCAUUACACUUUUUGGAAAGCAUGUCUGUGUACGAAGUCUUUUCAUUCCUGCUACCCACUGUUGCCUUGAUUGCAUACGAUACACUGGUUUCACAUCCUGUUACCCUGCGCGUGCCACAUCUAACGGCAAAGAUAUCUGAACUGGCUAAAGACAUUACAAAAUUCCCUUGGGACGAUAUGCGCCAAGGCAAAGUUUCAGGUGAUUCCAUUAUAUCCUCCAUACGCGAAAAGGAGAUAUUGAUAUGCAGAGCGAACUCCCUUCUGCGCAAGUUACCCCGGCAGGUAGAACUGGUCGAUCGGCUAAUCCAAUCAUGUGAGAGCCAAGUGGAAGAUGAUCAAGAACGUGAAGUGGUUUACACGCUCUUCUCGUCCGAAGGUAAAGGCUGCACCACCAUCGUAAUGCCGAUUUUUCAUGUGACAAACUAA
Molecule: messenger RNA, 3153 nt
Organism: Umbelopsis ramanniana AG
Lineage: Eukaryota; Fungi; Mucoromycota; Umbelopsidomycetes; Umbelopsidales; Umbelopsidaceae
Exons: 9
Coding region: 1-3153 (1050 amino acids)
Biological process (GO): positive regulation of GTPase activity
Molecular function (GO): GTPase activator activity
Source: RefSeq, a predicted model, not a curated record